AGUUUGAGCUAUGAGUAAUGUAGAUGUGAUGUACACAACAGUCAAUAAGCAUUGAUUUCAUUCAUAUAAGACAGGAUACGAAUUUCAGAUACUGUAAUUUUGUGUACAAGAUUAAUUAUAAGAUUUAUAAGAUUGUGGAAAAAUGUCUCAAGGCAAAAUUGUGUUAAUGGCUUGUGGUAGUUUUAGUCCUCCGACAUAUAUGCAUUUACGAAUGUUCGAAAUAGCCAGAGAUUAUAUGCAAUCUUUGGGUAUGGGGACUGUUGUAGGUGGUAUUGUGUCGCCAGUUCAUGAUGCUUAUGGAAAGAAAGAUCUUGUUGCUUCACAUCAUAGGAUAUCAAUGCUAAAGUUAGCUUUGAGAUCGUCGGGUUGGAUCAAGAUAUCUGAAUGGGAGACACAGCAGUCUGGGUGGACGAGAACUAAAUUGUCAUUACAAUACCAUCAGGACACAAUAAACUGUCACAUGUCACCCUUAAAUAUUAACACGGAGUCGCCAUCUUGGCUUCCGGACGAUGUUUUAAACGUGAACAGUAUCGACGAGCAGAAUAAUUUGAACGAGAAACUUAAUGGUAAUGUAGGCGAGGGUGUCACCGUUAAAUUGCUCUGUGGUGCUGACCUGCUGGAGUCGUUCGCUAAACCUGGCCUGUGGUCGGAUGAAGAUUUGGAGACGAUAGUCGGUCGUCACGGAUUGGUCGUCGUGACGAGGGCCGGAAGUGAUCCUGGACGAUUUAUAUAUGAAUCGGAUAUGCUUUACAAAUAUAGAAAGAACGUGACACUUGUAACUAACUACAUAGCGAAUGAAGUGAGCUCGACUGUCAUCCGUCGCUUGCUGCAGCGCGGCGAAAGCGCCAAGUACUUGACCGACGACGCAGUACUGGCCUACAUAAGGCAGAAUAGGCUCUAUGGAUCUGUACCUUGCGUCACUGAGUAUAACCUCCUCAAUGAUAUCCUAGCCAACUACGAAAAGUCACCCCAAGACGUCAUUAUGACGUCACCAGAGGAGACGAGCUUCAAAAACAUACUGAUAUCGAUCAGAGACAAACCGUCAAUCGUAGACGAGACCAUAACCGUGAAGCGAGCGAAGAAAUCAAACUUCCUAAUGCCCAAUCACACGGACACGAUAAGUCCAACGUUGGAUCCAAAACCGAAGAUGGCGUACAUCGAUAAGGUACCGUCGACGUAUGUGCCAGGAAAAGCGGUUAAAAUCGUAAGCGAUGUAAAACAACACGCCAUCAAAGACGAGAAGGGAGGCGGUUGCGCGCUGUAGCUGACGUGUUGCGCGCCGCGCGGGAAAUAAACCGCCGUCGCGCGCCAUAUUGAAUGACAACUUAUAAUUUAUUAAAUAGACAUUGAAGUGCGUUCACUUUAGGACAUAUAAAUAUUCGCUAAUUUAUAUUUAGUAAGCAUAUUAGGAAGAUUGCUUGUGCUGUUUUUUUUUAUGAUUUUGUUGAAAGUUAACAGUUGAAUUAUUUACGGUGAUUUAAUACUGCCAAGGCUGAUGGGGCACUUGUUAUCCCUUUGUUGUUGAAUGCCUUUAAUUAGUCAGAUGAUUUUUUUAUAGCAAAAAUUAUAAUUUAUUGGGAGUUAAAUUCUUAAACAUGUAUUGUAUUGUCCUGAGUGAACGAACUAUUUGGCCGAAUUGCUUUAUAUAGCUCACUCAGUGUAGAGCAUUAGUUACUUAACAUUAUAUAAAUAUAAUAAUAUUUUCAUGAAGCAAAUUAAUGCAUGAUAUAUCAAAUGUGCCUUUAUUCAAUUCUAUAUUGUAACCUAAAGUGUUCUAAACACUGUUGAAUUUUUUUUAUGAAGUUUAUUAUAAGGUAGUUCGGCCAAUUCUGACUGUCCAUGAACAUAAACUUUGAUUUUGUUGUGUAGAUAAUUAUGUUAAUUGUUUUUAAAUAAUAAUAUGACUAUCUUAUAUGUUGUGUGGUAUGUACGGUCAGCAACAAAAUAUCUUCGAAAAAUGUAAAUUUAAAAUUGUUAAGAAGAUAUUUUGUUGAUAAGCAUGUUUUUAUAAUUUUAACGUCAAUUUUGUUGUCAUUAAACGAUGAAAAGAUUUCGAAAAAUGUUCCUACUCUUGGUUGGCAAACGUCAUUGUUUUUUUUGAAUAUUCAUAUUAUUUAAAGCGCCGUUUUUAAUAUCGAAACGGCUAGAGGUGGUGCGUCGUCCUUUGACAAAAGCCGCCACUUUUCGUAUAUUUAAGCGACAAUAUUAAUUGCGUCUAGAAUCGUGACUUAAUGAGGACUAACGGUCGUUUGAAAUGUGAUAGAGAAGUGAUAAUAGGAUUAUUAAAAAUAAUCUCUGUUUUAGUGAGAUAUAUGUGUAGUUCAAACUAUGAAUCUUAUAAGAGAAUCAGCUAAAUUAACACUAAAUUGGGAUCUGCACGGCCUUAGGCAUCGGUUAGGUUACAAUAUCCAUAAAUAACGCGAGAGAACACACAGCAAGCUAUUACGCUACGUACACAUUAUUAAUGCACAGUUCUUAUUAAUAUUUCCGAAUUUUUCUACGCCGUGUGCGUUGUCCGUUUUUUUGGAUUGGUAAUGAAAAAUUGUUACCCGUCUAAUAUAAAUUGCCAGAUAAUUCUAUAUUGGCUUACAAGGUUAGGCGUUUUCUUUAACGGUAACCUGAAAUUACUUUAUAUUUAGACCAACAGAUGUCAUGUCUUCGUAUCAAUUUUAUAACGUCAUGUAAGAUCCCAAUUAACAGCCGAGAUUAAUAAAGUUGUUGAUAGGAUUUGUUAUUGCUUUUAUUAGCUACAUUAAAAAAAAAGUUGAUUAGUGAACUGUGGUUUUAUAAUUUGUUGCCAUAAUACAAAAUCAAGUGUAGUCAAUUGUUUUGCUAAAUACUUAUUAAAUACGUAUUUUAUUAAAAGUUUAUUACAAAGAUAUAUUUAUUUUAUUAGUUAUUUUAUAAAGUUGGCAUGUUUUAAUUUAUUUUUAUUUUGUCUAUGGCUAUUCUGUUGUACAUAAUCUCGAUACGAAUUGGAUUUGACUAAGAGCUCUUGUCCUUUUUUAAUCCCUUGAAUGAGAAAGAGAUUGAAGUAUGUUUAGUUCUGUAAUGAUUUGAUAACUGUUUUGAGAUUUUUUACAACGGAACGGACAUGAUCGGUGUUAUUCUGUAAGAACUCGCUUCGCAUCUCACGAAGAAAUCUUGAAAAUCGUUAAAUGGACACGCUAUUUUGGUACAUCGAUUAUUGAAACUACGAAGCAUAUAAUUUUCUCAUAUUUCACGAACGUGUUCUGCGGUGAUUAUCGAGAACGUUCUUAAAGAAUAUCUACGAUUUCGUUAAUGUACAGUCGAAAACAACUGUAGUACUUACUGUCAAAGUUGAUACUAUUUAUCAUUGUAAUAAUAAUCGGUUAUGUGCACUGUAGCUGCACUUUGUACGUACACUUUCACGUUAAAAUCUCUAAUUCAAGUAGUAAUUUACAUAUUUACACAGUGUAGUCUUAGUAAGAGCUUAUACAGCCACGUGUUAUAUGACAUCUCACACAAUCAAUGUUAUAUACGUCAAUUAAAUAAUGCUUAUCUAUCUGUUCACUUACGUCAUCGCGCCCUGACACAUGUUUAGGGUAGUCGAACAUAUUUGUAGACCAUAUCAAUUUGUUUCUACACCUAGCUAAAUUAAUAAUAAGGCUACAUGUUAGUGCCGGAUUUAGGGGAUGACAACUGGGGCAACUGCCCUGGAGCCUCCGUAAAAGAGAGGCUCCCACAAUAUAUAUUGUCAAAUUAUAAUAUUACUGCUACAGAAAUUAAGCAAUUUAUUUACAAACUUGACCGACAGAAAUGAAAAUGUUGAAAUGAACUUGCUUAAUAAUAUGGGGGGCUUCCAUUCCCCUGUUGCUCGAGGGCCUCCAGGCCUUUAAAUCCGGCUCUGCAUUAUGAGCGUAGUCAAUAUAAAUGCACGCUAGUGAUUUCAAGCUGAUCGUACUUAAUGAGUGCAAAGAUCUAUACUAAUACCAAAAUGAUAGUAUUUGCAAGAGCGUAUUCGAUAUUAAUCUUAACCAAAAAAUGUUAUAUAGUGAUAUGUAAUUUCUGCUUAUCCCGUGUACGUCUUACGUCUUUACGUUGUGACGUCACACUAUUUAGGUUUAUAGGCAUCCUUUUAUUCUCAAAAAGAUUUAAUUCGCUUACAUGAGAAUAUAACAUUCGCGUUCGUCUUAAAUAAUAAUUAUAAAUUCAUUAAUAGCAACCCAUUUGCAAUUUUACGUUAUGUUAAUCAAUAUAAUUUUGUCGUAUUUCGAUACUAAAUGUGAAUUCAGUUUUAGCUCUAGUCAUAUACAGAUUCAACAGUGAAUCCACACACCUCCUUUCAUUUAUUACGUCACAAUUUCAUUAAAGGUACAGUUAAAAUAUUUACAAAUAAUAUCUAUAGAUAUUUUUGGUAUUUUUUUUUUUUUUUUUAUAGACAAUCAUUUGCAAACAUAACGUGUCUAGUGAUAUAAUUAGCUACGAAACAUAUAACGUAUUCGCCUUUGUGUGUAUAAAAGUGUAGAUAAUAUUUAUUAACUUUUUUCGUAUUCUUAUGUAAAUAUCGUACUUAAAAUAAUUAAAUAUAUACCACUUUUAUUGAAAGAACUCUUAACCCAUAUGUACCCAGGACUUUAUUCGGCAGCGAUUUUUAUAAUGGUAGGUUAUAAUUUCCAGAUUUAGUAGUACGUUACUUUUUUUAUCCCGUGGGACGUAAACGACCCUCGUGGGUAGAUAAGGGUUAAGAUUUGUUAACAAACUUAUUCCGAUAUGCUUGGGAAAUUCAUAUUUUUCCACAGAUAUUUAACACUUUCCCAAGUGACUUAUGAAAUAUUUUUAUAUACGUAAAAAUUAUAUUUAUUAUACAUAUCCUAAAAUGUAUUUAGGACCUUUUUCUGUGAGACAAAUAAACAUUUCGCUAUCAUGAUAAAAGUUUUUUUUUCUAAUAAAUAUUAUAAAAAUAAUAUUAUAUAAAAUAUAUACAGUCGUACUUUCAUUAUUAGCUUUUUAAUGUUUCAUGUGGAAUAUUAAUUCUAUAUAUAUCAAAAAGGUAUUGAUUCUUGUACGCAAUCUUUAAAUAAAACUGAUAAGUAUUGCUAUCUCUUCUUCCCAAAUGUUGGAAAGAGAUGGCAGUAUAUUUGAGAUUUGUUAAUUUAUUUAGAUUUUGUGUAAGAGAAUUGGUACCUAUAUAUGAUUAUAAAUGGAAUACAUAAUUAAUACUGGCAACUAUUUUACUAUAGUACUUAAAAUAUGUAAUAGCUAAAUUAAAGCUUUCCUGAAA
Vanessa tameamea is the source of this 5245-nucleotide messenger RNA. It is a transcript of the gene Nmnat, whose product is annotated as nicotinamide/nicotinic acid mononucleotide adenylyltransferase 3. Gene Ontology annotation, biological process: NAD+ biosynthetic process. The transcript has 8 exons. Gene Ontology annotation, molecular function: nicotinate-nucleotide adenylyltransferase activity; nicotinamide-nucleotide adenylyltransferase activity. Lineage: Eukaryota; Metazoa; Arthropoda; Insecta; Lepidoptera; Nymphalidae. Bases 143 to 1264 code for a protein of 373 amino acids. The record is from RefSeq and is a predicted model, not a curated record.